CAUGCAUCAUAAUAAUGAAGCGGAAAAACACUGAGAUUUGUGCAUAGAACAACAAAUAAGAAAUUAGCAUCAAAUUACUUGGGUUCGCAACUCAAAGCAAUUUAAACCAUCUCUUCCAAAAGAUCAGAUUCCUCCCAAUUUCCAACAAGAAUCAGAUACUUCCCAUUUUCAUUUUUCUACCCCACCAACCAUCUCAAUCCCUCUCAGGCAUCGCUCUCAUCAUGCAUCUAUAUGAGCGAGUGUCAUUGUGUCAGCAUAUAGAAAGAAGAAAAACUCAAUUUGUUGGCGCGCGUAAAGAUAAAAUCCACUAGAAAAAAAAACAAACCCAACACCAACCUUUUCCACAUCUCCUGAUUCCCAAACCCUAAAUUCUGAAAUCAAAAAAAGAAAAGAAAAAAAAAAGAUCACAAAUUUAUCCAGAGAACAGAGCAGAUCAAAUCAGAAUUGAAGCAAUUGAAGAUCACCAAGGUAAAGAAAAAACCCAAAUUGAUUUUCAAUUUUCAAUACCAGCCAUGGUUCAAGAAGUAGGAAAAAUUGAAUCAGAGCUGGGGAAUGGGAAAGUUGCUCAAGUAUUAGUAGUAGGAAAUUAUUGUCAUGAUGUAUUAAUUCAAGAUGAUAAAAUUAUUGGUGAAAGUCUUGGGGGUGCAUCUUCAUUCAUAUCAAAUGUAUUUGAUAAUCUCUCAAUCGAUUCUGAUUACAUUUCAAAAGUGGGUUUUGAGUUUGCUUAUUAUAACUCAGUUACUCAUAAACCUAUUUCAUCUUCAUCAUCAAUGACAACACUUUUUCAUGCAUAUUUUUCAUCAGAUGGGAAUCAAGAAAGAACCCUUAGAAGAAUUCAUGCAUGUGAUCCAAUCUCAGUAUCUGAUCUUCCAAAUUCAUCAUCAAGAUUUGAUUUUGGUUUAGCAGUAGGUGUUGGUGGUGAGAUAUUGCCUGAAACAUUACAACAUAUGAUUGAUAUUUGUGAUGUUGUGUUUGUUGAUGUUCAAGCUUUGAUUAGGGUUUUUGAUUCAAUUGAUGGGACUGUAAAACUUGUUAGUUUGAAAGAAAGUGGGUUUUUUCAUUUACUACCUAGAAUUGGGUUUUUGAAAGCUUCAGCUGAAGAAGCACUUUUUGUUGAUAUUGAAGAAGCAAGGAAACAUUGUUGUGUAGUUGUAACAGAUGGGAAAGAUGGGUGUAGGGUUUAUACAAAGGAUGAUAAACUGCAAAUUUCACCUUUCCCUGCUGUUCAGAUCGAUCCGACUGGUGCCGGGGAUAGUUUCUUAGGGGGAUUGGUUGCUGCACUUAUACAAGGUCGGCCUGUUUCAGAUGCUGCGUUACUUGGGAACUUUUUCGGUUCGUUAACUGUUGCACAAAUCGGAAUACCAAAGUUUGAUUUGAGGUUGAUGCAGAUAGUCAAGGAUGAGCUGCAUCAGAGGAGAAUUAUAUGCAUCGACCAUUGUGAAAGACGAGAUAUGGAGCCAGAGGUAAACACAUCCAUAGAAGAAAACCUCGGUUUCCAAGAAUUCCUUAAUUCAAUUACGGAACACCUUCCCACCCACAACAGUGAGGAAGAAAAUCCUCUGGGCGCUCGGCAUUCACCUGCUAAAGCAAGCGAGAAGAACAACCAAUACCAGAUAAACAGUCACCAUAAGUUAACACUUGUUCCUGUUUAUAAAGAGGCAGCUUCAGUCGUUGAUAGCCAAUUACAUGAUACAACAUAAUUUAACACUUAAUCCUGUCCAUGGUGCAUCUCCAGUCAUUGAAAGCCAACUACCAUGACACGGGGAGGGGUGAAGAGCUUCACCCUCAAAAUUCUCUUUUUGAAUAAUGGUCGCCAUGUAGAGAUGUUAAUUUUACAUGUUAACCCCGUUACAACAGAAAUUGUAAGAGUUUAUACAUAAAGUUCCUUCCAACC
Molecule: messenger RNA, 1894 nt
Organism: Papaver somniferum (opium poppy)
Lineage: Eukaryota; Viridiplantae; Streptophyta; Magnoliopsida; Ranunculales; Papaveraceae
Product: inositol 3-kinase-like
Exons: 2
Coding region: 513-1700 (395 amino acids)
Biological process (GO): myo-inositol hexakisphosphate biosynthetic process
Molecular function (GO): kinase activity
Source: RefSeq, a predicted model, not a curated record